UGAGUUCCAAGGAAAGGGCGAUAGUGCAGCGGGAAACUCUCAAAAAGCAACGGAGAUGUGACAUGUGAUAAUUGAAGGAUUUGUGUCUUCGACGGAGAAGUUUCAACUCAACUUCAGUCGUGCCUGCAGCUUUCUUUGCAGUGGAUGUUUACGCACAAAGAAAGGGAUUUUUAAGCAAUGAAAGUGUUAAGGAAUACCCAGUGGAAGACCUGAAGUUGUAUUGCAGCUAGCUGUUCCUGUUCCCACCAUAUUUGUACCAAGUUUGCUUGGAUGAGGAGCUUCUCAGACUCAGUAGUUCUUUGGAGUGUUUUGUUAACUUGUCGCUCAAAGUUUUGGAGGGCGAGAUGGGAAUGAGGGUUGGUGCAGGUGAUUUUGCACGUUUUGGUUACUGCAACGUCGACACAAAGUUGGUACAAUCUGUAGAUGGGCAUUUUAAGAUCUAGUCGCCGUUCCUACGAAGCGUUACUCCGGAGUUGUCUCCUGGAGCUUUCUUCGCGUAGUUGGUUCAGAUUUCAUCCUUAAUCACCGACUAACUCUUUGAGUCCAACAACAGAGCCUUGAACUUGUAGUUUUCAGAUACUUUCGAAGUAGUUCACUGAAUCUUUUCUGAGGAGAUCGUGACUGCGUGAGCGAUACAUGGGGAGGAGUUGUGUGGCAGUUUGAAUUAAAUCUUUCCCGACUCCACUUUCCAGUAGAAUUCACUUGAGAUUGCAACAAGAUGUGCAUGCAGAUUUUGGAGCUAGAGUUGCACGUGUUGAUUACUGCAAGGUGAACUAUUCUCACAAAGAAAAAAACACAGUUGAGCAAACAUUAUCUCCUCCACGGAUGGAGUUCUAUUCACCAGUUCUUAGAUUUUUUUACAACCCAUUGGCUGAUUCCCUUCUCUCUUCUAAGAAAUGCACCAUUGCGGGUCUACACUCAUCGGUUAUGGUCGCGAAGGUCGCCAAGAGAUGGGUAUUGUACUAAAGCAUUUUCAUGGAAAGAACAGGCUUGCUUACGCAUUAACAGAUUCUAACAAAUAUGGUGGGAACCAGUGCUGAAAUGUUAAGGUAUGUGCUGAUUCGCUGAGUGGAGCGUGAUCUGAAAAGACUGGGCUCACCAAAUCAUAAAAAAAUGGACAAAUUCACAUGGCGUUUUUCGGAUCGUCUUCCAGGCUCUAUUCAGGCGACGCUUUUGUUCGUCAGUCUUAUGCUAGUCCUCUCCGUUGUAAGCUUUGAAAUGCUGUCCGAGAGUACCUGGGAAGGCAACUUCGGCACCUUGCUCAUGGGAGUCUCCUCAUUCGUCAUAAACCUGGAAAACACCACCAUCGUCGAACUUGCUCCGCCCCCAUUUGCAGAGAAUUAUCCGAUCUUUGCUGAACCGCAUGCAGCACCACCUACUGCUCAGGACUUGGCCAUCCCAGCGCCGGCCGUCGAGAGUGGCAAUUACUCUGUGAUCUCGUCAAGCGCAGAGGUUCCAACCGACUCAAAUAGUUUCAGCACUGUGUCGAUAGCACCACAACCAUCAGUCUCUGUGGAAGCUAGCUCGGAGAAAUUUAUGAUGCCAAUUUUGAGUUUUCAAGUGGGAGCAGGGAACCAGUUCAUGGAAUACGUUUCGGCUGCUGUAAUAUCUCAUUCACUCAACCGGACAUUGUGUCUAAGCCCUUUCUUCCAGGGACCAUCACGCCACACAGGGCGAGUAGUUAAGGGACUAGGUUGGGAGGACCGGUAUGAAGUGUCAUCGCUCACUAGAUUCACACGAGUCGCAACAAUGGACCGUUGCUUGAAAGAGUGCAAUUACACUCUUGAUGCGAAGUGGAUGCUGAAAGCUUCUCGAGAACCGCAGAUAGAGGGAUGGAAGAAGUACCCAAGAAAUAAUGAGUCGUGGAACCUUGAUUGGAACUACGUCAGAUGGACAAGACCUGAAGACAUUUUCGCUACCCUCGGCAACCGCAACGAGCGUUGUGUCGGAAUGUUGGGCUUGUUUCCGGGUCUGAGAUGGAGAGGCGCGUUUUUAGCUGUCUCUGCUUUUCUACGACCCGCUCCUCGCAUCAACCAACUUGCUGAUAAACUUCAGGAGUAUGCUCUUGGAGAGCACACUCGGUAUCUGGCAGUCCAUUGGAGAUUUGAAGAAUCGGAGUGUGGGCCGCAUAAUAUUGGACUUUGCUUCGUGCGCUGUCAAGACGGAUCCGUAAUCGACACAGGCCUCCGCUCCGAAGCCAAUGAGUGGCAUGAGGCAUCACAAAUUCAAUGCAAUAGGGAUGGACAUUUUCGAGGAGUUACCCUGGACAGAAAUGACAUAUUAGAUGCAAUUCAAGACCGUGCUUUAAACCACAGCGUCAACACCAUCUACUUUGCUACGGAUGGCUGGAUGCGUGGACCGCAAGGAGUUGCGCUUGUGAAGGAGAUCGUUGAAUCCUUGCGCAAGCGUGGGCUAGUGGUUGUCGGCCUCUGGAAGUUGCCUGGACUACCCAAUUUUGCGGACGGCACAUAUUUCAAACCUGCAAAAGUCCUCGGGGGAGAAAACACGGACCUCAACGGUGCGCAGAUUGCACUUGUGGAACAAGAGUUAUGCGUGCGAGCAAUCUCAUUCAUGGGCAGUGGACAAUCAACGUGGAGCCUCUCAGUUUUCCGAGUGCGAUUAGCACGCCGCCGAGUGCAGCAAAUUGUAGAAGCUGCCAAGCUCAUGCUCAGUGUAAAUCUAACGGACCCCAAGGUUGUGGAUAAACUCAUCUAUGAAACGCUGCUUAAAGAUGAGCACGCAGCAGGGUUACAUUGUCGGUACAUGCGAUUCAUGAAGCGUGCUGAAGUGAACGAGACUACGGAAACAUAUGCUGACGAAUACCCCGAUGGCUGGCUGGAUCUAGAGGCUUGCGAGGGGCGUAUUGGCAAAGGGGGCCGUUGCGAAGUGGCUAAGUGCUUCUGAAGAUGGUAAAAUUUUCCCCACCACAGCACAUACAAAUCCUUAUGCAAUCUCCGACUGAAGAUCGCCCCCACUUCGUCACAUCAUUCACUUGCAUGAACAUCCAUCAUCCUCGUCAGAGUAAGAAAUGGUGUUCAUAACUGCGAAAAGAAAAACUAGCGUCAUUCUUCGUAUCUAUAUACGUUAGUUUUUGGAGGUCUGCUCUUAUCAUGCAGGUAACUGUACCACUAACUCACAUUAGGGAAAUAUUCCGCCGGUGUAAUCAGUUCCCAGACUCUAAAAAAUCUGUCACGAAGCAGUUCGUGAGUAAAUAGUAGACGAAAAGACCUGUACAAUUUAUACAUCUUCAUCAAUGCUACAAGUUCACUAAUGGUUGUUGGGGAUGAUAAUCUGCAGCACCUCCUAUAUUGGAAAUCGA
Physcomitrium patens is the source of this 3319-nucleotide messenger RNA. RefSeq lists its product as uncharacterized. Gene Ontology annotation, biological process: protein O-linked glycosylation via fucose. The record is from RefSeq and is a predicted model, not a curated record. Lineage: Eukaryota; Viridiplantae; Streptophyta; Bryopsida; Funariales; Funariaceae. Gene Ontology annotation, molecular function: peptide-O-fucosyltransferase activity.